This is a messenger RNA of Penaeus chinensis, 2766 nucleotides long. RefSeq lists its product as uncharacterized. Gene Ontology annotation, biological process: protein peptidyl-prolyl isomerization. Bases 17 to 1717 code for a protein of 566 amino acids. Gene Ontology annotation, molecular function: peptidyl-prolyl cis-trans isomerase activity; zinc ion binding. The transcript is spliced from 4 exons. The record is from RefSeq and is a predicted model, not a curated record. Lineage: Eukaryota; Metazoa; Arthropoda; Malacostraca; Decapoda; Penaeidae.
CACAUGGACACCCAUUAUGAAUGGAAGACCGCCUUGUAGUAGUGAUGUCUGCCCUGGAGAAGCUGAGGACUUGAUGUGUGCCGUGUGUUCCGAGGCAUUCGAAGCUGGCACGCGAGAACCCGUGGUGCUGCCCCAAUGCGGGCAUACCUUCUGCCGCCCUUGCUUGCAGAACCUGAAGGCCAUGACGCAGACGCUUAAGUGCCCCGCCUGCAGGAAGAAACACAAAGGGCUCCCUGUGGCUAAGCUCCCGGCCAACUUCACGGUCCUCAACCUGGCGACUUCGCAUAAACACAGAAAGAGUUCUUCCGAAGUGUGCUUGAAGCACGGUGAUCAUAUAGGCCUCUGGUGUCGCCUCUGCAACAUCCCGCUAUGUGGCCAGUGUCUCUUCGAAAACCACAUGACUCACGGGUACCAGGUCAUCAAGAUGCAAGAUGUAAUUCGAGAAAAGAAGCAUAAGAUAGCGGAGCAAACAACGAUGAUCCUGAGACACAUUGAUAAGGAACGAGAAGCUCUGACAAGAGAGGUGCACGAGAUUGCUCAUCAACUCGCGAAACUUUACAAGAAAAGCACCGACUUAAACAACCACGCCAAAGAUGCCAAUAAGAUCUUGAAGAAUGUGCGGAAGACCACGCGUAUAAAGUCCAUUUUGGCGAACCAGAACAGCCUGGAAAAUCUUUUCGCAGAGAUGAACAUAACUUUCGGCGACGAAAAAGGUGACAGAACAUCGAAGGACCUUGACAGCAACAGCAUGGUGGUCGUGCGACGGAGGAGUCACAUUGACAGGGUCAUCGGGUGGCAGGAAGUGCCAAUUCAAGAUAACAGAGACAGCAAUAAGAACAACCUCGAGCAAUUAGACAUCGAAUGCAAGAAGUCUGUUAGCUCCUCUGCUUCCAACCAAACUUUCGAUAACAGCGUCAACGAGAUCUUAUCGACAACGAAGACUGAGCCCGACCUGGACGCCGAGAAGGGGAAUCAGCUCAGCCGGAAGGUGAGGAAAGACGGCAAGGACAGCGUGACCAGCGACUCGGACUCUGUGGAGCAGGACGGCGACGACGGCCUCGAGUCUGAGACGAGCAGCGAAACGAAGGUCAAGGGGAGAGACCUGCCGAAGUGGAGCCUAAAGUGCGCGCCCGGGGGGAGCAGCGUCUGGCCCUGCAUCGACUGGCAAGAUUUCUACAAACAGCUCCCAGCGGUGCAGCUCCUUGUGCCUCUGGACCGGCCGGAGGUAAUCAUGACGCUCACCGUGGGCGCCAAGAGCCUCGGGCGAGUGCACAUCCGCCUGUGGGGCCAUCUUCGACGUGCGCAGCAUUUCCUCGCCCUCUGCCUCGGCACCUUCGGGGCCUCAUACAAGGGAUCGCGAUUCACAAACGUUGCAAGGAAGGGCUUGGCAGGAGAGAGUCUGGUGGGGGGUCGCUACCUGACCGCGCGCGGAUGCAGCUCGGCAGGACUUCUGAGCGACUUGGAGUGGCGGGGCAAGUUCUCAGGGCCGGUGACGGAGGGCGUGCUCGGAGGCGCCAGCGACGGCGACGUUAGCUCCGAGGCCCUCUUCGGCAUCUGCACGAAGGGCUACCCGGAGGGCGAGUACUACUGCCCUUUCGGAGAGGUGGUUUCCGGCCUGGAGGUGGUGCGCGCGGCGGUGGCCCACACGCCCGUCACGGAGGUCACCAUCGCCGACGUCGUGCUGGUGUCCAACGAGACCAAGAAGCCGCGCCACUGAUGCAGGCUGCUGCGUAGCGAUUGAAAUGUUAAACCUACUGACUGCCAUUUAGUAAAACAUUUAUUGAAUUUGUUGAACAUGCGUUAAAACACAACACAUAGUGAGGUCGAUACCUGUGAUGUAUGUGUUUAAGGGGAAAUGAUCACUUCGUAAUCAAAGUCAAUCAAAAUAAGGAAAGCAUCCACUCCCUAUCUUAUGUGAUCUUAAUGGCCAUUUGUUAUUCUUAUUCUUCCUAUCGGAAAUGUUAAGAAAUUUAUAUCUUCAAUGUGGCUAUGUCUUUGUAUGUGAAAGCGACAAGGAGGGCUUCGUGAUAUCAUUCUAGCUUAUAAAGGCAUUUUUUUUUUUUUUUUAUGUGUAGUGUCUAGUUAAUGUCCAUUUUUAAUAUUAGGUGUCCUUUUUAUAACAUACUAAAAAUAUUUUGCAUUUGAUUAUUGCCAUUACCUACAAGAUUACAUUAUUUUAUAUCAGCGACCCGCGUUACUGUUAUGGUCAAGAAGGAAAUCAGAUGCUGCGUUGCUUGAUGGUGGUUUCAUUGCUCAAACUCUACUUGCAGAUCCUUGAAGUGAAAUCACGGGUGCUAUACUUCGGAAAAUACCGAUGUAUGAGAAAUUCCUGUUAAAAACUCUACGGCAGACGUUACCCAGGUUUCAGUGUCCGUGAAGCCACAUUCGUCUCGAUAAGUCGAAUAAAUACAUGUCUAUUGGUGCCACAUUUUUCUCUUUUUCUUUGACUUCUAGUGAGUGUCAAGUAUUUUCUUACAAUAUAGAACUCUUUUACUUUUUUUUUAUUCUCGUAAAGAGGAUGCUACACCUCUGCGUCGUCACUCUGUGAGUGAAGUCAUUUUUCGCUCGUGUUGAAAAGGUUCAUGAAAAUUAAUAAUCUGGAUAUGGGCCUCCAAAGUAUUACAAUAAUCUUGUAUUGGUAGUUAAGGUAGUCUGUUUCAUUGGCUUUCAGGUGGUCUGAGAUGGCUAUGUUAAAGUUUUGUUUUAGUUCAAUACGUUGUGUAGAUAGUAGUUGAUGCUGCCAUCAUUGUUCAAGAUGCUCUUGUC